AUGGCCCCCAUCACGAAGCAAUAUGACUAUAUAGUCAUUGGAGGAGGAUCCGGCGGAAGUGGCACAGCCAGAAGAGCCAGUGGCUGGUAUGGCGCGAAGACCUGCAUUGUCGAGGCCGGGGCGUCGGGAGGCACCUGUGUCAACGUUGGAUGUGUGCCGAAGAAAAUGACAUGGAACUUUUCCUCGAUCAACGAAACCAUCAAGGCAGGGAAGCACUACGGUUACAAUUUCGAUAAUGGGUAUACCUUCGAUUUCAAGAGUUUUGUCGAAAAGAGAGAUGCCAGGAUCAAGGUUCUGAACGGCGCAUACGAGAACAACUGGGCAAAGGAGGGCAUCGACCUGAUCCACGGUUCGGCAACCUUCGUCAGCGAACAUGAGAUGGAGGUCAAGCCCCAUGACGGAAGCGAGCCAUUUAGGAUUACCGCACCGCACAUUACUCUUGCAACUGGUUCGUACGCGACCACGCCCAAGGGCAUUCCAGGUUCAGAAUAUGGCAUCACUUCGGAUGAAUAUUUCCAAAUCAAGCACCUGCCCAAGAAAAUGGUUUUUGUCGGCGCAGGUUACAUUGCAGUGGAACUUGCAGGCGUUAUGAAUGCGAUCGGCGUAGAGACGCAUAUCUUUAUCAGGCACAACACUUUCCUCCGAAAAUUCGACCCAAUGAUUCAGGAAACCAUGACCAAGCACUAUGAAGACAUGGGAGUCCAUGUUCACCGCAAUCACCCGGGCAUUAAAGAGGUGAUUCAGCUACAAGCCGCCGCUGAUGCAUCGGAUCCACGGGAGAAACAGCUGAAGCUUAUCAUGAAUGACGGGACGGAAAUGAUCACCAACGAGUUAUUGUGGGCCAUUGGCAGAAGUCCUGAGGAUCGGGGUCUUGGACUGGACAAGAUUCCCAUCAAGCGCACUGAGUCAGGCCAUAUUGCGGUGGACAAGUAUCAGAACACAUCUGUCAACGGUGUUUACGCUAUAGGAGACGUGACGGGUCAAGCCGAACUCACCCCGGUUGCUAUUGCUGCUGGCCGUAAGCUUGGAAACCGGCUCUUUGGACCUCCCGAGCUUAAGGAGGACCACCUGGAAUAUGACAAGAUUCCAUCUGUGGUGUUUUCCCAUCCCGAGGUGGGCGCCACUGGCUUGACAGAGCCUCAAGCCAUUGAGAAGUACGGCAAAGAGAACGUCAAGACCUAUCACACCCGAUUUUCCGCCAUGUUUUACGAUGUAUUUCCACCGGAAGAGAAGAAAAAGGAACCCACGGAAUUUAAACUCGUCACCGUUCUUCCAGACGAGAAGAUCGUGGGGCUACACAUCCUGGGCAAAGGUUGUGAUGAGAUGAUGCAAGGCUUCGGUGUCGCAGUGAAAAUGGGCGCGACGAAGAAAGAUUUUGAUUCAUGUGUUGCAAUCCACCCGACGAGUGCGGAAGAGCUUGUCACUUUGCGAUAG
Molecule: messenger RNA, 1434 nt
Organism: Exophiala dermatitidis NIH/UT8656
Lineage: Eukaryota; Fungi; Ascomycota; Eurotiomycetes; Chaetothyriales; Herpotrichiellaceae
Product: glutathione reductase (NADPH)
Exons: 6
Coding region: 1-1434 (477 amino acids)
Biological process (GO): cell redox homeostasis; cellular response to oxidative stress; glutathione metabolic process
Cellular component (GO): cytosol; mitochondrion
Molecular function (GO): NADP binding; flavin adenine dinucleotide binding; glutathione-disulfide reductase (NADPH) activity
Source: RefSeq, a predicted model, not a curated record